UUUAAAUAACUAUUGAUUAAAUCUGCAUAAAACUUCAUUGGUUGGCGAACAUGAAAAUUGCAUUGUGUAUUUAUGUACUAUGCGCCUACAUCACUAUUGUAUGGAGUUUUCAAUCUAAAGAGAAUUCCAUAAUCAACGAUCUAUCCUGGGGAACCAAACUCAAAAUACUUAAAGAGCACCAAAAAGAUAUGACUCUUUUUCGGCGCGUUGGUAUAUCUUUCCUCAGAGCUGAUGAUAAAGACGAACAAGACGAAAUAAUGACAAAUUCCGAAGACAAUAGCAUGAAAAUAAAAUUAUUUAGACUUAUGUAUGAAACUGUAAGAGAUAGUGAUUUAAAAGUGAAACGUGCAGAACUAAUCAAAUCAUAUUACAAUAAUGAUACAUCAUUCGAAAUUGGUUAUAUAAUGGGUGAUAUAACUGACAAAAUGAAUGUAAUGAAGGAUAUAUCGAUCACUCUGAAGAAUCUAUACUCAGUAUGGAAACCUAUGGAGCAUAUUAACGCAUACGAACAGAUUGCGAACAAAGCGAUUGAAAUCAGUCACCUCACUGAUAUGGUGCGUGUCAUUCAUAAACAGUCACCGACUACAAUUUAGUACCUAACAAGUGUGAAUUAAAAAUUUAUAACA
This is a messenger RNA of Maniola jurtina (meadow brown), 626 nucleotides long. RefSeq lists its product as uncharacterized. The record is from RefSeq and is a predicted model, not a curated record. NCBI's taxonomy places the organism in Eukaryota, Metazoa, Arthropoda, Insecta, Lepidoptera, Nymphalidae. The transcript is spliced from 2 exons. The coding region runs from base 51 to 593 and encodes 180 amino acids.